Miscanthus lutarioriparius is the source of this 261-nucleotide messenger RNA. Lineage: Eukaryota; Viridiplantae; Streptophyta; Magnoliopsida; Poales; Poaceae. The record is from the annotation of a GenBank genome assembly.
AUGGCGUCCCGAACUGUCUUGGUGCCGUCCGCCGUCCUGAUCCUCCGGCUCCUCUACCUCGGCCUCCUCGCCGCCUCGCUCGCGCUCAUCGCCGCUGACAGGCUCAAUGUCGACAGCGACCCGCCGCAGAAGUACACCUUCAGGGACGUCUACGCCUACAGGUUCUUCGAGCUGGCCUACGCCUCCGCGGGGCUCAUGCUGUCCGCCGCCGCGUGCAUGGCGCUCGUCAUCAUGCUCUCCGUCUACUCGCUCGCCAAGUGA